AUGGAUGCAUUCGGAGCACCUGAAAAUGAGUCGCUGUCGCCCAGUUCCUCUGGUCCUGCCCUAUGGGAUCCCUUCCGCCGUCCCCUGGACUCCAUCCAGCCCUGGCACUUCAGGCUCCUGGCAGCCGUGAUGCUGGUGGUGACCUCCCUGUCGCUGGCUGAGAACCUGGCUGUAAUCCUGGUAACCGUUAAGUUCCGGCAGCUGAGACAACCUGUCAACUAUGUGAUAGUCAAUUUGUCUGUGGCUGAUUUCCUGGUCUCGCUGACUGGUGGCACCAUCAGCUUCUUAACGAAUCUAAAAGGUUAUUUCUAUAUGGGAUACUGGGCUUGUGUCCUGGAAGGAUUUGCUGUCACAUUUUUUGGCAUUGUUGCUCUCUGGUCUCUCGCUCUCUUGGCUUUGGAGCGGUACAUCGUGAUCUGCCGCCCGCUGGGGAACGUGCGCUUGAGGGGGAAGCACGCAGCCCUGGGUAUUGCCUUCGUGUGGACCUUUUCCUUUGUUUGGACCGUUCCACCAACAAUGGGUUGGAGCAGUUACACCACCAGUAAGAUUGGAACUACCUGUGAGCCCAACUGGUACUCUGAAGCUUAUAUCGACCACACGUACAUUAUCGCCUUCUUCACCACCUGUUUCAUAGUGCCCUUAUCGGUGAUCCUGGUGUCCUACGGGAAACUGAUGCAGAAGCUAAGAAAGGUGUCAGAUACGCAAGGCAGGCUGGGAACUACCAGGAAACCGGAGAGACAAGUGACUAGAAUGGUGGUUGUCAUGAUCGUUGCCUUUCUGAUCUGCUGGAUGCCGUACGCCGCCUUUUCUAUCCUGGUCACUGCCCGCCCCUCCAUCGAGCUGGAUCCUCGCCUGGCAGCUGUGCCAGCUUUCUUUUCCAAAACAGCCACUGUGUAUAACCCAAUUAUUUACGCCUUUAUGAACAAACAGUUCAGGAAGUGUCUGAUUCAGCUGUUCAGCUGCAGCACCACAGAAGCUGCAGAGUCCAACGUGAACCCGACUUCAGAGAGAGUAAUGCUAACCCGGGACAAGCGUGGCAGUGAGAUGUCCACUGUGGCAGCACGUAGCACUGUUUCUAAGAGGAAAGCCGGAGAUGAACACAGAAAUUGCCAAUCCUUUGCUCAGUUAGCAGCAUCAGAAAACAAAAUCUGUCCCAUGUAG
Messenger RNA from Eurypyga helias (sunbittern), 1161 nucleotides. Its product is annotated as opsin-VA-like. Gene Ontology annotation, cellular component: membrane; photoreceptor outer segment. The record is from RefSeq and is a predicted model, not a curated record. NCBI's taxonomy places the organism in Eukaryota, Metazoa, Chordata, Aves, Eurypygiformes, Eurypygidae. Bases 1 to 1161 code for a protein of 386 amino acids. The transcript is spliced from 5 exons. Gene Ontology annotation, biological process: G protein-coupled receptor signaling pathway; visual perception. Gene Ontology annotation, molecular function: G protein-coupled receptor activity.